Malassezia japonica is the source of this 996-nucleotide messenger RNA. RefSeq names its product ribokinase (gene RBK1). The transcript has a single exon. Gene Ontology annotation, molecular function: ribokinase activity. The record is from RefSeq and is a predicted model, not a curated record. The coding region runs from base 1 to 996 and encodes 331 amino acids. Lineage: Eukaryota; Fungi; Basidiomycota; Malasseziomycetes; Malasseziales; Malasseziaceae. Gene Ontology annotation, biological process: D-ribose metabolic process.
AUGGGCGAAGCACGGUGCAUUGUGCGGAGCAGCAUCAACAUUGACGAGACCUUCCAGGUGCCGCACAUUGUGCGCCCUGGCGAGACGAUCUCCUCCUCGGGCAUGUGGUCGCGCCCGGGCGGCAAGGGCGCCAACGUCGCGGCGACGCUCGGCCUCGCCGGCGCCAAGGUCACGAUGCUCGGGGCGGUCGGCGAGGAGGCCACCUGGCCGCUCGACCACCUCGCCAAGCACGGCGUCGAGGUCAAGAGCGUGCACCGCUGCAAGGAGACGCCGACCGGGCGUGCCUUUAUCCAGAUCUCGUCCGAGGACGGCGAGAACUCGAUCGUGCUCCUGAAAGGCGCCAACUUUGAGCAGGCGCCUGAACUCGACGACCCCGAGGCGUGGCUCAAGGACGCGACGCACGUCAUGCUCCAGAACGAGAUCCCGCUGGACGUGACGAGCGCCUACGCCAAGCACGCCGAGCAGCACAAGACGGCCAAGGACGGGAAGCGGGUAUGCACCGUCUUUAACCCCUCGCCGAUGCUGUCCAAGGAGGAGCUGCAGGCUUUCCCAUGGGGCGGCAUCGAUGUCCUGAUCGUCAACGAGGGCGAGGCCGCCGACCUGCUCGAGGCGAUCGGUGGCGAGAAGAGUGCGUCGCCGGUCAAGGGCCUCGCGGCGCUCCCUGCGCUGUCUUCGGUCGAGUGGCUCGUCGUGACGCAGGGCGCCCGCGGCUUUCUCGCCGGCGUCCAGGUCGGCGAUGAGCGCGCGUACAUCGACCUCCCGGCGUCGCGCCCGGAAAAGGUGGUGAACACGACCGGAGCGGGCGACACGUUUGCGGGCUAUCUCGUGGCGGGCCUGAUGGAGGCCCACAAUGCCAAAGAGGCCACUACGAAAGAGAGCGCCGAGCGCAUCCUCAAGCGCGCCGGCGUCGCCGCGUCGAUGGCCGUCGAGGUCGACGGCGCGAUGGAGAGCAUCCCCGACCUCGCCGCCGUCCAGGCCCGUGCGGAGCGCCUCUAG